AUGUCAACAAAUAUACAACCUCAGGUUGACAUAAUACCAACAAUACCUAACAUGGUUAUCAUAAAUACUAUAAAUCAUCUUGUUGAUAGAAUCAAAAUUCUAUCAGAGCAAGUACAUACAUGUACGAAAAUUAGUGAUCAAUUCAUAAACCAUUCAUUUAAAUCAAUAAAUAUAAAUGGUACCCAUGCAAAAUAUGUCCAUAAUCGAAGCGUUCUGUAUAUUAUCAAAAAACUUUUACGCCUGAAACAAUCAAACCAAAAUGUAAUCAAAUCAUUGCAUCGUUAUCAAUGCUAUAUGGAAAAAUUAAUUUUUGAUAUACAACAAGAAACUGCAAGAAGUAAUCAAACGGAAAUUACAAGAAUUAAAUCAAGAAGGUCCAAAAAUGUUGAUACUGUUCAACAAGUUGUAGAAGCCGAGUAUCAACUGUUAAAAAGUCUUAAAUGUUCUCUGGAAUCGAAAUUGCAUCUACUAUUUGAUACAGUUGAAAAUGUAAAGUGUGUUCAAUGUAAACUUGAUCAAUGGAUAACUGAGCAUGAGCAAAAUAUAGAACAUUCCAAGAAGUGUGACGAAAUUCUUGCAGAAUUAACAACAAUAGAUGGUCAAGUUGAAGUACUAAAUGAAAGUUAUUCAACAACGCUGAAUUUAGAAAACAUUUCAAAAAUUAUAGAUUCCACUUUAUCUCAUGUUAAUACAUUGCAAUUAGAUUUAACCAUUAUGUUUGAAAAAAUUCAACAGGUUAUAAAUGGUACAAGAAAUUCAGUUUUUUAUGCUUUAACUGAAGAAUGUACAUUUCUUACGAAACAACUGCACCGACUAUUUCUUUCAAGUUUAAAACACAAGAUGGCUAAUAAUAAAAAUUUAAAAAUGAUGAAUCAGAUCAUGAGUAAAACACCAAACAAGUCAAAUAAGAAAUUAUUGCAAAAAUUAUUACAAAAUAACGAAGAAAUUCAGACUAUUAGAAGUGAACUAACUAUACAAUAUAAUCGAAUUAAUCAAUAUUUGCAAGCUGAUCUCAACACAAUGAGAACUCGACACAGAUAUCAAGGUCAACAGUUACUUCAUUUAAAUAAUUUACCACUGAAACCAAUAAUUACUAAAAUUAAUCUUGAACCACAUAGGCUAUGAAGCAUGUGUGAUGCCACAAUGUCAACUACGAACUUGACCAAUAAACGAAUGAUCCAUUUAAAUCACAACAUAAAAAGAAAACUAUAGAUAUUUUUUUCUUGCUUCUGUAAGCUAUAUCAGCGAUAAUGUGUUGAAAUACAAAGAAAUGCUUUGAAAAAUCAACCGAAAGCUUAUUUUCUUACAUGGAAUGACAAUGUAGUUACUUGACUUACUAUAUACAUUUUACACUGACGUACACUGUGAAUACACGAUGAAACAACAUGAAUUUGAUUAAUAGAUACACUGAGACAACCAGCGUCUAUUUUGAGAAAAGUACUACAAAUUCUCUCUCCAUCUGUCGCUUCAAAAUGCUUGUUUCACGUGCGCUUAUCCGAUGACCCUGUGGCAUCGUCGUCUGGUCUUGCUGGCGUUGGUGUCGCACUAAGCGCUAGAGCUGAGGCAGCACUAAUCGAUUGGAUCCCCAUUAACAGUCGGUUAUGUGCUGUUAGAUUAGAAAGUUCCAUCAAAUUGAGAAGAAAUCGGCGUGCGAAACGAUGUCUCUUCGUUAUCUACGCCUAUGCUCCGACAGAUUGCAGCCCGGAUGCAAUCAAGGAUGAAUUCUGCCAACAGUUGACCGUUCUUUUCCAGAAAGUGCGUUCGACAGAUAUUGUAGUACUAGUAGGAGACUUGAAUGCUCACGUCGGGUGUCUAGGCACAGAAGAGAGUCGUUUAGGUGGCCGAUGGGGACUCGUUGGUUGCAGGUCAGAUAACGGGGACCGUCUACUGCAACUGUGCACAGACCACAACCUGUUUCUGUCUAGCACUAACUUCCGGCACAUUCAUCGCCGAUGUGCCACCUGGCGUCCUCCCUCUGCAUCGCAAGCCUGGACUCAGAUUGAUCACAUCGCGAUCAGCUACCACUGGCGUGGUUGUGUACAAGACUACCGCUCCUUUUGGAGUACCUAUCUGGAAUUUGACUAUGCCUUGGUCUGCGCCAAUCUUACCUUACUUUUCAGUGGCCAACGAAUCGAUCGCCCAAUCUCACCAUUCCUCUUCAACUUUGCCAUCGAUGACAUUCUGGAAACAGCUCUGACGGAUGUAAGUAAUGGUGGUGUGGAUCUGUUGUGUAUGAAACUCGGGAUAAGCGAUAGUGUUUGUAAUAGACCACUUAUUCAGACGCCAAUGGUUCACAUGUUUACGUUCAGUUAAUUUAUGAUGCAUCAAAACUAUAAUUCUAUGUUACUGAUGAUACCUUCAUCAGUUCCAAAAAUGCCGCACUUGAUAACUCAUCAUAAACUUCGAUACUAGUGAAUUGACAGUCAGUGACUAGUUGAUUGAUUGUAGUGACAAUAAUAAUUUUGAUAUUGAUUGUUGUUAGUGAAUAAAUUUAGAUAACCAGUAAAUACAUGUGAAAUAAAUUCACCUCACGAACUAGCAGAAAAGCUAACUAGAUUACAAAUGAUACAUACAUACAUAUAUUUACUAUUCCAACUAAACGUUUCAUGUGAUCCAGAUAGUAGAAAAUAAUCAUAUUUUUUAACAAUAAAUCCCAACUUACGAAAAAUGUUCAUAUCAGAUCACGCUCACUAAAUUAAUCUAUUUAUCAGAAUAUAACUAUUCAAAUAAUAUCAGGGAAAAGGAUUACGGACGUGUAGUAAAAUCUGAAGUCUGAACUAUGGAAAAAAUUGCGCAAACUCACAAAUUUACUUUCUUUUUGAGAAUAUA
Schistosoma haematobium is the source of this 2829-nucleotide messenger RNA. RefSeq lists its product as uncharacterized. The record is from RefSeq and is a predicted model, not a curated record. The transcript is spliced from 6 exons. Lineage: Eukaryota; Metazoa; Platyhelminthes; Trematoda; Strigeidida; Schistosomatidae. The coding region runs from base 1 to 1125 and encodes 374 amino acids.